Haemorhous mexicanus (house finch) is the source of this 6053-nucleotide messenger RNA. RefSeq names its product complement C3d receptor 2 (gene CR2). The record is from RefSeq and is a predicted model, not a curated record. Gene Ontology annotation, biological process: negative regulation of complement activation, classical pathway. The transcript is spliced from 37 exons. NCBI's taxonomy places the organism in Eukaryota, Metazoa, Chordata, Aves, Passeriformes, Fringillidae. The coding region runs from base 40 to 5556 and encodes 1838 amino acids.
UCUGCCCCGUGCCCCCAGGAGCUGCUGUCUGUGCCAGGGAUGGUGCCCACCUUCACCCUCUGCCUGCUGGGCAGCUCCGUUCUGCUCCUCAGCACCACGCCCGGGGCUCAAGCUGCCUGGUGCCCGUUCCCCCGCGUGCCCUACGGGCGGGUGUCCCCUCGUCGCUAUUCCUACCGGACAUGGGACACCGUGAGCGUCACCUGCAACCCGGGCUACACCCUGCGGGGCCCGGGCAGGAGCACCUGCGGGGCCGCCUCCAGGUGGGACCCCCCUCUGCCGGAGUGCAAAAAGGAGGUGACAUGUCCUCGGCCACCGAGCAUCGCCAACGGGCUGCACACCGGGCUCUCCUCGGGCAGCUUUUCCCGGGGGGUGACCGUGUCCUACAGCUGCAGGGAGGGCUUUCAGCUGCUCGGCAAUGAAUCCAUCACCUGCACGGACUCCGGGCGCUGGAGCCGGACCCUGCCCCGCUGUGAAGCGAUCGGCUGUCAGGUGCCCGAGGUGCAGAACGGGAAGGUCCACAACGUGCAGAGCACCUACAGAGCUGGGGAGACUCUGCACUUUGACUGUCACCCUGGCUAUGCAGCAGAGGACUCCGAUGAGGCUCGGUGCCAGCCCGGGGGCAUCUGGGACCCGCCACUGCUCGUGUGCCACAGGGUCCGGCCGUGCCCGAUGCCUCCGGAGGUCGCCAAUGGAAAUCACAACGGCCGGGACACAGAGGGAUUCACCACGGGAAUGUCUGUGCGGUACACCUGCGACCCUGGCUAUUACCUGGUGGGAAAUGCCGCUGUGACCUGCCGAGCAUCGGGGAACUGGAGCCAGCCCCGCCCUCGCUGCCAAGAGGUGACAUGUCCUCGGCCACCGAGCAUCGCCAACGGGCUGCACACCGGGCUCUCCUCGGGCAGCUUUUCCCGGGGGGUGACCGUGUCCUACAGCUGCAGGGAGGGCUUUCAGCUGCUCGGCAAUGAAUCCAUCACCUGCACGGACUCCGGGCGCUGGAGCCGGACCCUGCCCCGCUGUGAAGCGAUCGGCUGUCAGGUGCCCGAGGUGCAGAACGGGAAGGUCCACAACGUGCAGAGCACCUACAGAGCUGGGGAGACUCUGCACUUUGACUGUCACCCUGGCUAUGCAGCAGAGGACUCCGAUGAGGCUCGGUGCCAGCCCGGGGGCAUCUGGGACCCGCCACUGCUCGUGUGCCACAGGGUCCGGCCGUGCCCGAUGCCUCCGGAGGUCGCCAAUGGAAAUCACAACGGCCGGGACAAAGCGUUUUUUACCGCUGGAAUGUCUGUGCGGUACACCUGCGACCCUGGCUAUUACCUGGUGGGAAAUGCCGCUGUGACCUGCCGAGCAUCGGGGAACUGGAGCCAGCCCCGCCCUCGCUGCCAAGGGACUGUCUGCAUCAGUCCAAUCGUAGCCAAUGGAAGGCAAGUUGGUGGCCACGGGCUUCUCUCUGCCCCCGGGCAAACGGUGACAUUUCAGUGCCACGAUGGUUACAGCCUGCAGGGCAGUGCCAGCCUGUCCUGCCAGGAGGAUGGCAGCUGGCAGCCCCCUGCUCCUGUGUGUGACAGAGCACUGCCCUACCACAACUCCUUCAGCAGGUCUCCAGGUGCUUGUGGUGCUCCCACAAGAUUACAGUUUGCUGAGCUAAACGAGAAGCAUAGAGAUGCCAUUGAUUUUCCUGUUGGGAAGACUGUGCAAUACACUUGCCUCCCUGGAUAUGCCCAAGUGCCAGGAAUGUCACCUACUCUGACAUGCCUUGAGAGUGGAGUGUGGUCACAAGCACUAGAGUUCUGUAAAAGGAAGCAGUGCAGUCACCCAGGUGAGCCUGUGAAUGGCAAGAUUAUUUCCCUGACAAAUCUCCAGCUCGGAUCUACAGUGGUUUACAGCUGUGAGGAAGGGCACAGGUUAAUUGGACAGCCCAGCAGACGCUGUGAGAUCUCUGGGGGACGUGUUGCAUGGACUGGUCACACUCCCCUCUGUCAGCGCAUCCCUUGCGAGCCACCCCCGGACAUCCCCAACGGGCAGCACUCGGGCCGGCUGCUGAGCGAGUUCCACUACGGCACGGCCGUGACCUACAGCUGCCACCGCGGCUUCCCCCUGCACGGGCAGCCCUCCAUCCACUGCACCACCCGCGACGGCUACAACGGCGUCUGGAGCGAGCCCCUGCCGGCCUGCGGAGAGGCGAGCUGUCCUGUCCCACAGAUCCAGCACGGGAGGAUCCUGGCUGCCAGGUCUGCCUACUCACACCGGGACACCGUGACCUUCCAGUGUGACCCAGGCUAUGCCAUUCGUGGCCACAGAGAGAUCCAGUGCCAGCCAAACAACACCUGGGAGCCGCCUGUGCCCGUCUGCGAGCAGGCUGGCUGCAGAGCCCCUGCCAGGCUGGGCUUUGCCGAGCUGAAGGAGCCCUACAGGAACCAGACGGUGUUUCCCGAGGGGAGCAGGGUGGAAUUCGUGUGCCAGCCUGGCUACAGCCAGCUCCUGGGGGUGUCAGCAGCCAGCACCUGCCUCAGGAACCAGACGUGGUCUGCAGUGCUGGAGUUCUGUAAAAGGAAGGAGUGCCCCAGCCCAGGGAACCCAGAGAAUGGCAGAGCUGUUGUCCUGACAGAUCUCCUCCUCGGGUCCAAAAUUAAUUACACUUGUGACACAGGGUACAAGCUGGUGGGAGGCUCCCAGAGAAUUUGUGAGGUCUCUGGCACACAUGUCUCAUGGAGUGGGGAUCCUCCUCUCUGCCAGCGUGUCACCUGCACUGCCCCUCCGGCCAUCCCCCACGGGACACACAGCGGGGGCUCCAGGGACACCUUCUCCCUGGGGGACGUGGUCACCUACACCUGCACCUCGGGGCUGGCCCCAGCUGGAAACACCUCCCUGUCCUGCACCUCUGCGGAUGGGGAGCGUGGCACGUGGAGUGGGACAGUGCCACAGUGCCAAGAGGUGAGGUGCCCUGCCCCGCCGAGCAUUGCCAACGGGCAGCACAGCGCCAGCCCCGGGGCCAGGCACAGCCCGGGCUCCGUGGUGCUCUACACCUGCGCCGAGGGCUACUCCCUGCUGGGCAACGCCUCCAUCCGCUGCACCGCCAGGGGAACCUGGAGCCGGCCCCAGCCCCGCUGCCGAGCAAUUGGCUGCACCAGGCCGGAGAUCGAGAAUGGAAAAGUGUCUGGGUCAGAGACCACCUACAACCUGGAGGACACCAUCAUCUUCGAGUGCAACUUUGGUUAUGCCUUGAAGGGCUCUCAAGAGUCCCAGUGCCAGUUUGGGGGCAAGUGGCACCCUCCUGUCCCCACCUGUGAGAAGCUGCCGCCGUGUCCUUCCCCUCCAAUUAUCAGAAAUGGCCAGCACGACAGCAAGGGGGUGACAGAGUUCGUCCCUGGCAUGACAGUGAAGUACCACUGUGACCCAGGCUAUGUCCUCGCUGGGAAAAGCUCGGUUUCCUGUUUGCCAUCGGGGGUCUGGAGCAUCCCUUACCCCCGGUGUGAAGUGAUCACCUGCAGCAGCCCCAGCAUCAAGGACGGGGAGGUGGCUGAGGGCCGGAGGGCUGUGUACCACCCUGGGGACAACGUCACCUUCCAGUGCCACCCAGGCUUCGUGCUGAGGGGCAGCCGUGGGGCCAAGUGCCAGCCUGACAGCCGCUGGGUGCCCGCUGUGCCCACCUGCCAGCCAGCACGGCCCUGCCCUCCGCCCCCCGUCAUCGCCCACGCCACGCUCAGCGCCCAGCCAGGGACCAACUUCACCAGUGGCACCUCCGUGAGCUACAGCUGCCAGCCUGGCUUCUCCCUGCUCGGGGACCCCUCCGUGCUGUGCACGGCCUGGGGCAACUGGAGCCUUCCCUACCCACGCUGUGCAGCUGGUUGUGGCACACCAACACCGUUGCUAUUUGCUGAGUUAAGUGAGGAAUAUGAAAAUCAGACUGAGUUUCCUGUUGGGAUGAGUGUGAAUUACACUUGUCGGCCUGGAUACGUGGAACAGCCACAGAUAUCACCAACUAUCACAUGUCUUGAAAAUCUAACGUGGUCUGAAGCCCAGGAGUUUUGCAAAAUGCUGCAGUGCCCUUCACCUCCCAGUAUUGCCAAAGGAACCCACGACAGUCAGGACCUGGAGGUUUUUCCCACUGGGAUGGUUGUGAACUACAGCUGUGAGCCUGGCUACAGCCUCCAGGGACAGGCAUCCAUCUACUGCACCGACUCUGGCAACUGGAGCCUCCCUCUCCCUCAGUGUGCAGGUGGCUGUGGUGCACCUCCAAACCUCACCUUUGCUGAGCUAACCAGGCAAUACAGAAAUCAGCUGGAAUUUGCUGUUGGGGACACUGUGAGCUACAGCUGCCGGCCGGGACACUCGAGACGCCCUGGAGUGCCCCAAACUCUGACUUGCCUCCCAAACCACACGUGGUCUGAAGCCCUAGAGUUCUGUAAAAGGAAGCAAUGUAGACACCCAGAACCCCCCAGGAAUGGCAGAGUUGUUGUUCUGACAGAUCUCCUUUUUGGGUCAGCCGUGAGCCACACGUGUGACGAAGGGUACAGACUGGUUGGACAGUCCCACAGGAGAUGUGAGAUUUUGGGACGAGAUGUUGCCUGGACUGGUCUGCCUCCCACCUGUCAGAGAGUGGUGUGCCCAGCCCCACAGGUGCAGAAUGGGAGGGUGGCUGUCCCCAAGCCCCGCUACACCUACGGGGACUCUGUCACCUUCAAGUGCCGCAGAGGCUUCACCCUGCGAGGCCACCCCACGUCCCAGUGCCAAGGUGACAGGAGGUGGCACCCACCUGUGCCUGUCUGUGAGCAGGAUGGAGUGUCAGAACGUUAUAACCACCCUGAGCCCACAACAAAGCCAGUGCUGCACUGCUCCAAGCCUGCAGAUAUCACCCACGGGUCUUUCCGUGGCCCAGCAAAAGCAGUUUUUACUGUGGGAACAUCUGUAAACUACAUCUGUGAGCCUGGCUUCUCCCUCCUGGGGACAGCAUCCAUUUAUUGCACAGCAUCUGGAGCCUGGAGCCAUCCCCCUCCCGUCUGUCAAGCUGUGACGUGUCUGCAGCCCCCAAACAUCAGCCACGGGAGGCUGAAAGGCAACACCUCUGCCACCUUUCCCUCCGGAGCCGCUGUAUCCUACAGCUGCGAUCCCGGUUACUCGCUGGUUGGGAAUGCUUUCAUCAACUGCACGGGGUCGGGAUCCUGGAGCCAGCCCCUCCCGCAGUGCAGAGAGAUCAGAUGUGAAUUCCCGGAUGUCCAAGGUGUUAAAAAAGCCAUUAAAGGAAGUACUUAUCGCUCUGGCACUAACAUCACUCUUGAAUGUGACGAUGGUUACGUGCUGGAAGGGAUCAGUCACACCCAGUGCCAAGAGGAUUUCAGCUGGGACCCUCCCGUGCCAGCCUGUAAACUGAUGUCCCCCAAGCCCGGGUCAGUAGGCCUAGGAGUGGCAGCUGCAGCAGUUCUGCUGCUCCUCGGAGCAGGUGUUGUCUGGAAGAUAAUUUCCAAGCAGAAGGAAGGCUAUUAUCGUACGUAUGAAAACUAUAAUUACAGAACCCCCCUGAACCCAGACACUGAACACAAAGGCUCGUGUCUGCCAUAGGAGGCUGGAAAGAGAUCUCAUCCCUGCUGCUGCUAACCAGGCACCUGGCUCGUUCCCUGCAGCCCGGAAGGCACUGCUCACGUGGAGACUGGAAUUCUGUGGCAAAAAAAAAAAGACAUUUUACUGUAAAUCUUCAAUGCUCUUCUGCUGUCAGCAGUUACUGUAAGGAUCUAAUGAGGCUCAGACUGGACAGAGUGCAGGGGCUGCCUCGGAGGGAAUUCUGCAUGCUGCUCCUGAUGAAGAGUAUUUCCUUGUCCCCAAAAAACUGAAAAACCCGAAUGCUUGUUAGGAAUAAACCACCAAUAAUGCACUGGCCAUAACCCCCAUUCCCUGUCUCCCUGUGCCCACCAAAACAUACUUGAACAAAUGUGGGAGUAACCACGUGUUUAAUGAAUGUCUUAUUUACAGCUGUAUUUCCAUCUUUAUUUCCUUCCAGCAACGCUUAUUUGCAGUGUUCCUCUACCAAUGCUUCACCUAAUAAAAGCAGAUGAUGACAA